UUUAAUGCGGUUUUAAAUGCUGUGUUGCGCCUUCAUGAGUUAUUGUUAAAAAAAUCUGAACCAAUUCUUGGUAGUUCAACUGAUGAGAGAUGGAAGUGGUUUAAGAAUUGUUUGGGAGCACUAGAUGGUACAUACAUUAAAGUCAAUGUGUCUGCCUUAGAUAGGCCUAGGUACCAGACUAGAAAUGGCGAAAUUGCUACUAAUGUAUUAGGUGUAGUCUCACAAGAUAUGCAAUUUAUUUAUGUCUUACUUGGAUGGGAAGGAUCAGUUGCCGACUCUAGAGUGUUACGAGAUGCCAUAUCUAGGACAAAUGGGUUGAAAGUUCCACAAGAGAGAUGUUUGACCAAUGGAGCAACAGGAGGCAUACAUAAAUUGGUUGAGGUAUUGACUGACACAGUGAAAAAAUUUGGUGACAUACAAGCUGUUGCUGGUGAUAGUAUUCCAAGAAUUGCUGAUUGUUUCCAGUUUGAGACAGAAGGUGCUACCAGAAGGAUGAAAGUGUUUGAUGAACUGAAGCAAAUUGAUGGGCUCACAAAUGAACAACGAGUCAAAGCUAGAAAACUUUUUGUCCAAAACCAAGCUUACAUAGAUUUUUUAUUCACAUUGGAUGAUGAAUUCAAGUUGGGAUUCAUACUUGGGCUCUUUGAAUGAGGCGAGAUCUAAUAUUUGAUAGUAUUUUGGAAAAUAGUACCGGUGAGAUGGCUUUGAGAAAUGUAUGUCUUUUCACUUUUAGAUGAAACUUUUGGAAAAAUAGUAUGUCACAUUUUGGUUGAAACUUUUGGCAAGGUAAUAUGCCACCUUUUGGAUGAAACUUUUUGUAAGGUAAUAUUUCAUCUUUUGGAUGAUACUUUUGGCAAUAUAAUAUGCUAUUUUCGGAUUAUGUUUUGAGAACUUAUGUUUGUAUUUUACUCAUUGGAAUGAAACUUUGACAAAUAUAAUUUGAAAAUAUGCUAUUAUGUUACAUUUUAUUUUUAUUUUUUAUUAUUUAAUAAUAUAUAUUUUUUAUUAUUUUUAUACAUAC
This is a messenger RNA of Humulus lupulus (European hop), 1021 nucleotides long. RefSeq lists its product as uncharacterized. The record is from RefSeq and is a predicted model, not a curated record. Lineage: Eukaryota; Viridiplantae; Streptophyta; Magnoliopsida; Rosales; Cannabaceae. The coding region runs from base 229 to 651 and encodes 140 amino acids. The transcript is spliced from 2 exons.